Messenger RNA from Ostrinia furnacalis (Asian corn borer), 690 nucleotides. RefSeq names its product lisH domain-containing protein C1711.05-like. Bases 1 to 690 code for a protein of 229 amino acids. The transcript has a single exon. The record is from RefSeq and is a predicted model, not a curated record. NCBI's taxonomy places the organism in Eukaryota, Metazoa, Arthropoda, Insecta, Lepidoptera, Crambidae.
AUGCCCCUCAUGAGAAUCCGCAGCGUCGAAAUAGUCUUCGAGGACGAAAUGUCCGCUUGCACCGACACCGCUCUACUGGACCGCAGCAUCGAACUCAUAGUCUCCGAUAGCGAUGACUCCACCAAAUGCGUCGACGAUUUGGAACACGCGAACGAAGGCAACGAGGACACAGCCACGCUUAACGCCGAAGGUGACUUGUCAGAUGAUAAUUCUGUGUCGAAAGACAAUAGCGGGGAGGUGGCCGAAACGAAAACCUCCCACGCGGAUGACAGCACCAAAGUCCACGACGAAAGCGUGACCAUAGACGACAUAUCGCUAAACGUGUCAGAGGUCGUCGACUCCGGUCGCUUUACGGAAGACGCGAGCUCGUCACACUUGGAAACGGUGCCGAUUUUAGCUUACGAGGACGCUUUGCUCUCGCACUCCUUCGACGCAAUUACAGUAGACACUGCUAUGACAACGUAUGAGAUAUCGGAUGACAGCUUCAGCAAACGUUCGGCACCAGAGGCAAGACUGUAUGAGUACAUCGACAGCGAUUCUGAUAGCUCGGAGGACACGGCCGUAUGCGACGCCGACGCAGCGAUACAACACUUGACAUCCUUCCACGACACCAUGACACCCGACGAACAUACCUUGUGUGACAGUUCCGACUUGCAGUAUGACUCUUUUAUAGAUAUGGGCAAAUUCUGA